This is a messenger RNA of Lycium ferocissimum, 2999 nucleotides long. Its product is annotated as pheophytinase, chloroplastic-like. Gene Ontology annotation, molecular function: pheophytinase activity. The transcript is spliced from 6 exons. Bases 1147 to 2706 code for a protein of 519 amino acids. The record is from RefSeq and is a predicted model, not a curated record. Gene Ontology annotation, biological process: chlorophyll catabolic process. Lineage: Eukaryota; Viridiplantae; Streptophyta; Magnoliopsida; Solanales; Solanaceae. Gene Ontology annotation, cellular component: chloroplast.
CGCCAAUCAGCCAUGAACACUGCCCACGUGGUGGCCCAAACAACUCAACCAAAUCCUUCCUUGCACUCCUCCUUUUCCUAAAUUCCAAAAAUCCAGACAAAUAUAGUGGGCAAGAAGAGAGUGAUUUUAUACACUUCAUAUAAUCCUCGUUUAUUUCGUGACUUUUAUUGGCUUCUAAAUAAAUAACUGGAACAUCUCUUUCCCUCUCCAAGAGAUUUUGUGGAUUAUAUCUAUUAGUAUACUGCUCCUCUCUUUGAGCAGAGCAAAAAGAAAUAUAUAACCAUCUUUCCCACUGUCUUGGAGCUUCGAUAUCUGCUUAGAGGUAAUACUCCCUCAAUCCAAAUUUAAGUUUCUUACUUUUUUUUUUGUCUGUUCAGAAAGAGUGUUUUUAUACUGUUUAGUAAGUCGAAAAUUUAAACAUACUUCGUGACAAGUUUAUUAUAAUUGCAAGAUUCAAAAGACAUUUUAGUAUAUUAACACAUGAUCACAAGAUCUCUCUUUAUUUCUUAAAUGUUGUGGCUGGUCAAACCAAGACACAUAAAUUGGCACGGAGGCGAUAUUAAAUUCCUUCUUUCCCUUUCUAGUCUUUCUUCAAGAAAACUCUGCUAUUCUUACUUUAAUCAUGUUUUAAUUGGACUUUUUAAAAUGAAAUUUCAUGUUGUAGCAUUAAACUUUGUUGGGUACUGAAGAAUUUGUGGACAUGCGUCCAGCUUCCUCCAGCCCUGCCAAUAGGUCUUUUUAUUUUGGUGAUGACAUUGUAUGAAGAAUUUACUAAACAAAAUGGAGGUGGAAUUGGUGCAUUAGCCAAUGAAUCUGAUUUUCUAAUUAAUAUCACAUAUAGGGUGUGUUUGGUAUGAAGAAAAAUGUUUUCCUAGAAAGUAUUUCCAACAAGUGAAUUUCUUACUUAUUUUCUAGUGUUUGGUGAGUACGACAACAACAAACCCAGUGUAAUCCCACAUGUGGGGUAUGAGGAGGAUAGAGUGUGUGUAGACCUUACCCCUACCUUUUGAAGGAAGGGAGACUGUUUCCGGUAGACCCUGGACUCAAGGGGUGAGGAAAAAAGCAGCAGUAACAACAACAACAAGAUAGUAAGAUAAACGAAGCGGAAGAAACAAUCAGAUAGAGUGUUUGAAAGUUAAUUCAGGAAUGGAAAUUCUAUCUUGCCAUUCGACAUCAUUUUGUUACGUUGAAAACGUUAGAGGGAAAGCCAUUGGCGGAUGUCUAAGUUCAAAUCAGGCAAAGUUUUCCAUACUGAAAGAAGAAAGAAUGUGUUAUGUUCUUUUUAAACUUUCUCGAGGAGCGCGUAGAUAUUCUGGUGCUGAUCAGUUUAGCAUAAAAACACCAAAUCGGAGCCAAAUUUGCUGCCCUAUCAAUGCAUUGAAGGAAUUUGACAAUUUUGAUUCAAGUGUCUUAAGUAAAAGUUAUAACUCUUAUGUAGUUGAUAGAAAAGAGAGUAGUCCAGACGUGACUGGUGCUGGCAGUUCAGUACCGAAGGUUAUCAUUCCUGGUUUGCCGGAUGAGAGUAAAGAUGAUUAUGUUGCUCCCAUUAGCAGUUGUUAUUGGGAAUGGAAGCCAAAAUUGAAUGUUCAUUAUGAGAAAUCAGGGUGCCAAAAUGUUAAUUCCCCGGCAAUGCUUUUUCUCCCUGGUUUUGGUGUUGGUUCAUUUCACUAUGAAAAGCAGCUAAAGGAUCUUGGUCGUGAUCACAGAAUAUGGGCAAUAGAUUUUCUCGGCCAGGGGAAGUCGUUACCAUAUGAAGAUCUGACCUCUCCGUCCAAGGAACAACCUGAUCCCGUUUGGGGCUUUGGAGAUGAAGCAGAACCUUGGGCUAAAGAACUUGUCUAUUCUAUCGACCUAUGGAAGGAGCAAGUGCACUAUUUCAUUGAAGAGGUUAUUAAAGAGCCAGUUUACAUUGUGGGGAAUUCUCUUGGUGGCUAUGUUGCCAUUUACUUCGCGGCAUGUUACCCUCAUUUGGUUAAAGGUGUAACUUUGCUGAACGCAACACCUUUUUGGGGAUUUUUUCCGAAUCCUGUUAGAUCCCCUCGAUUAUCUAAAGUAUUUCCUUGGGCUGGACAAUUUCCUCUUCCCACCUCUGUCAGAAAGGUCACAGAACUUGUAUGGCAGAAAAUUAGUGAUCCUGAAAGUAUUGCUAAGAUACUGAAACAAGUUUAUGCUGAUCACACAACAAAGGUUGAUAAUGUUUUUGCUCGGAUACUUGAGACGACAAAACAUCCUGCAGCAGCGGCAGCUUUUGCCUCAAUAAUGUUUGCUCCCCGAGGACAACUUUCUUUUGAAGAGGCUUUAUCUGGGUGUCAAAUGAACAAUGUGCCUGUGUGUCUCAUGUACGGGAAAGAAGACCCCUGGGUGAAGCCUAUUUGGGGUUUACAGGUGAAACGGCAACUGCCUGCAGCUCCAUAUUAUGAGAUUAGCCCUGCCGGUCAUUGUCCCCAUGAUGAAGUUCCAGAGGUCGUGAAUUUUCUGCUCCGUGGAUGGAUGAGGAGCCUAGAGUCCCAUGGCUCAGUUGCAUUGCUUCUGCUUGAAAGUCCAGAAAGUGUUGAAUGUGAUAUUGUCAGAGACUUGGAAUUCUUUUGUGAGGGGCCAAAAAGAUCAGCGCGGGUGCAGUUUUAUGGGUCAACGGUUCCCCAUUGGAAGAGGGUUAGUGCGUAUCUGAAAACUCAGUUUCAAAAUCGAGGGGCUUACUCUCGAUAAAUGAUCAGAAUUCAAGCAAUGUAGAUUGUCAUUUAGGUUAAGAAACUUCUGAGCAAUGUAAAUUGUUACAUAGGUUAACACAUGAUAUUUAUUCAUAUUAAGUUCUUUUAUUUGGCCUGUGAAUAGAUGUUCCCAGGGAAAUGGAUAUUUUGUAAUUGUAGUCCUAGAUCAAGAUUGUAGUAAAGCUGCAACGACCAUCUCGUUUACGGGGAAAUGUGUGAUUCUUUUUAUUUUUGGUUCUUGUAAAUGACACUAAUAAGGAUAAGUUGGAAGUUUCUAAGUAUUGGAUGCUA